UGGUCGAUGAAAAAACUUCGAUUUUAUUGACUUGUUGCCGUCUUUUAUGGGGCAUUUGGCGCCUAAUACGUUGCUGCUGAAGGACAGUGUUGUGUUAUGAAUGAGAGUAAAUCUGACAACAGCACAUUCCUCAUAUCAGAAGGGGGGCUUUGCUGAAACUCUAGAGGCUGAAGGGAAAUCUGACGCACGAUGUUUCACCUGAAAAUACACCUAAUGCCAUUAGAUAGCUGUGUUUAGUGAAUAAAAACACCAGAAUAGAUUGGCUAAAAGAAAUCCCAUGCUCAGUCCAGCUGUAGCGUUUUCCUCCUGUGGGUCGUUUGUGUCUCUACAUUAUUGAUUCCCAGAAGCUGCUGCUGCUUCUGCUGCUGCCCAAUAGGCUCCCGAGACAGUUUUUUUUUUUCUUCAAAGAGAUGGGAGCAGAUGAAGUGAUGAGAUUCGUGUAACUUUUGGAUGACCCCUUCUUGACAAAGACAGUGUCCAUCAAUUGUCUCCAGUCAUUCUUCGCUGCUUUUAUGCCGAGGGGCUUUUUGUAUCUUUUGUUGGUUUCUCUGUUCAACACUAUUGCUUCAAGUUAGACCACAGAAACUGAUGUUUUUAUUUCAGCUUGGUUGAAACAUCUUUGUGCACCUUUAUUUCUUAUAAAUUUAUUUUAAAAAAAAAUAAUUGUAAAGUUAAUUAUUGAAAUGAGGAGCUAUUUUUCUCUUGUUUUUCAGCAUCUCUUUUUAAUUUCUAAAUACAGAUGUACAUGCUUAAGGGAGAUCUGUGUUUUUUUUCCACCGGGGUCUAAUUUUGGACCUUGAGUUGGGUAAAAAUGUAUUUAGUUGUAUGUUUACCCGUGUUUGGACCAGCAUCACCUCCAUUGGCCGAUCUGGUCACAUGGUUCGCUAACUUUAUUCAGUUGACACCAAGUAGGAGGGCUUUAUGGAGGGAGGAAAAAAAGACAACUCGAGAAAAAUUAGUAUUUUCUACCUUCAGAAAUUAAUGGCCAUGAGUUCGUAUAUGGUGAACUCUAAGUAUGUGGAUCCCAAAUUUCCUCCCUGCGAGGAAUAUUCACAAAAUAACUAUAUACCCGAGCAGGGCUCGGACUACUACAGUCCAUCGCAGGACACAGACUUUCAGCAUCCAGGGAUCUACCCACGGUCAAACUACACGGAGCAGCCCUUCAGCUGCAACACUGCGCAGGACUCCACAGUGCAGCCACGGGGUCAUGUGCACGAAAGAUCCAGCAGCCACCCGAGCCAUUUUAGCGCACAGACUGAGCAGGGGGCCCCGGUCCAAGUUGCCGGACCCCGGACUUGUGGACAGCAGCAAAACACAAAGAGCCAAAAUGGGAUACAAGCCAAGCAGCCUGCAGUAGUUUACCCCUGGAUGAAGAAAGUUCACGUAACAACUGUGAACCCGGAUUACACAGGAUCAGAGCCCAAACGGUCCAGAACAGCUUACACCCGGCAGCAGGUCCUGGAGCUGGAAAAGGAGUUUCAUUUUAACAGGUAUCUGACCAGGCGGCGGCGGAUUGAGAUUGCCCACACUCUUUGUCUCUCCGAAAGGCAGAUCAAAAUCUGGUUUCAGAACAGACGGAUGAAAUGGAAGAAAGAUCACAAACUGCCCAACACCAAGGGCAGAUCUGCACCAGCCUCCAGCCAUCUGCAAAGCAUUCAGAAGGACAACCAGACUGAUAUCACAGCGUUAUAAGAGAGGAGGGAGUCCUGAUAUCUCCAGACAUUCACUGUACAUAAAAGAGACAAAGGUUGCAUCUGACUUUUGCAUGGACUGAUGUCGUUUUUAGCCUCUUUUUUUAUUUUUUAAUUUAACAAAAAUGACCCCAACAGUGUUGACACAAAACUGAGUCAGAAAAAUCAAUCAGUCUUUGUAAGUGAGGUUUGCAAGUUGAGCCUCUUUUGUGGUUUAUUUCAGUAAAAACACAGAAAAGCAUCGAAACAAACUUUUUUUCCAUUUCCCCCUUAUUUUUAUUUUAUUAUUUGGACGUUUCCCCCCUUGAGGACAUUUAUUAAGCAAGCUCGGCCCGAUUUCAUGGAUUUUAAAAAAAAAAAACUAUAUCCCCUCUCCUCACAUGGAUUCACGUGAAGAUUCUCUAAUUAUAAUCAAAAAUAACAGCAUGGAGGUCAUUCGUUCAAAUUACGCACACACGAGGCUCAUUUUUUCUCUCCAAAUGAAACUCCACAUUUUUACGCACAAGAUAUAUACUUGAAGGAAGCAUUAUUUGCAUAGAGCACGCCAAACACUCCUCAGUCUACUUUCGUAAGUUGCAAAUCGUCCCGCUGGAUUUCUCUUUUUUGUGAGUUGUAUGUUUUAACUUAUUUUGUACAAAAAAAGCUUUGAAUUUUUCUUCGCCUAAAUAUUAUUCCCAAACGUAAGACAUUCCUGUGUGCAAACUAUUCAGAGUGCCCUUAUAAAUCUCUCCUGACAUCUUUGUAAACAGUGUACAUUUUCAGAGGCUCUCUCAUGCUAUUUGAAACUCAACAUAUGAAAGAUCAUUUGUUUCCUGCAUGGCAUCAAAAAAAUGAUAUUUGGAUGUUUCUCAUCGGAAAUACUCAAAAUCCUGAAUAUUUAGGAGUAUAAUUGUUUAUUUUUCUUGAUACGAUUUUUCAUUAUUUAUUUGUUUAAAAACAAACGUGUACAUUUUUUCUUAUAGCACACAAUUUAAUUAAAAAUAUUCGUUAAAAAGCUUUUAUUAUUCUGAAAUACGUUGGAACUCUUGUGCAUUAUUAGCAUGGCUUUAUGCAAAGUUUUUAGUCUUAGUUGAUAUGGGAAUCUUCUUCAUUUUUUUUUUCAUUUACAACAAACCCAGCCGAAGGGGGGGCUUUCAUCAGGUCACAUUUCAAGACAGAUAUUUCUUGUUUUAUACCGUCAUUGUCCUCGGACAAGAAAAGCCCAGAAGCUCUCCCCCAGUAUGAGGAGGUCUCCUCUCUUGAAAAGUCUUCGUGAUGAGAGACUUGAAAAGGUAUUUCAAACCGAAGGUCGACAAAAGCAGCAGCAGUGGCAGGUUCAUCCAGGGGACACAUUUCAGCCGCAAGGACUGACCCCAACACCCCCUGACCCGCCGGACAAUUUUCUCUCCCAGGCGCUCUUCGCUUUGCUUCUUGGAGAGCUGUUCCUUCUUUAAAAAAAAAAAAAAAAAAAAAAUCAUACACACACACACACACACACACACACAAUGAGGCUAAAGCUCAUUCAAACUGAGAACCAGCGAAUUUCACAGUUUUAACAGUAUUAUAUUAAAAUCAGCCCCCGAUAAAGGUUCUGAUUUGUGCAUUUGUCUCCUCAUGUCAAUAUACAAUCUUUUUGUUGUUAUUUUUGUACAUGCUUUUUACCUUGUACUGUGCAUUGAGAUGUGAGAAGUAUAUUGGAAAAAAAUAAAGAUUUCUACUGAU
Messenger RNA from Amphiprion ocellaris (clown anemonefish), 3392 nucleotides. It is a transcript of the gene hoxd4a, whose product is annotated as homeobox D4a. Lineage: Eukaryota; Metazoa; Chordata; Actinopteri; Pomacentridae. The record is from RefSeq and is a predicted model, not a curated record. Gene Ontology annotation, molecular function: RNA polymerase II cis-regulatory region sequence-specific DNA binding; DNA-binding transcription factor activity, RNA polymerase II-specific. Gene Ontology annotation, biological process: regulation of transcription by RNA polymerase II; anterior/posterior pattern specification; embryonic skeletal system morphogenesis. The transcript is spliced from 2 exons. The coding region runs from base 922 to 1692 and encodes 256 amino acids. Gene Ontology annotation, cellular component: nucleus.